UUUUCCUAAGGCAGACCGCCGGCGAGGAGCUGAUCAAGUUUCCAGAGGAAGCCGCACCGCUCAAGGACACAAAUCAAACCCACUGAAAAAGGAGGAAACACGGCCGCCCUCCCGCUGCGGGCCGGAAGGAAAACCAAGACAACUGAGGGACGCAAGGCACCUGCAGCAGAAGAUGGCGCCACCCGCCUGACCGGGGGAGCGGGGGGGGCCUCGGGCGGCUCCGCCGGGCCCCUGGCGGCUGGAGGCCCCGCCCCCGCGGGCGGGGCGCGGCCGGUCCCCCUUGCCCCGGGAGCGGUCUGUGGCCCGGCCGGGGCGGCGGGGAAGGGGCGGCUUUCGUCUCCCGUCAGCCGGGGCUGCGCUGCCGGAGCUGCUCCUGCAGGCUUCCCUGCAGCGCGGGUCCCCACGCGUGCUCCGGCAGCGCCGUGACGCGCCUUUAUCCUCUGGGCGGGUGCUUUGUCCGCCUCGCUGGUUCCUUUCCCAGGGGUGGUGGCGGUGGCUUUCCGCCGGUGCCGCUCCGCGCUGGUGCGCCAGGCGAGGUGCCGCCUUGCCGCUGGGCAGGCUUUCGGGCGGGCACCUCGGCCCGUGGCUGUGGGAGGGAGGCCGACGCGCGGCACGGUGAGGGGCAGGCACCGAGGGCCUGGCGCAGCCCCCACGCCGUUUUGUUUAGACCCCGGCCCUGUGUCCGUGGUCACGCGUGGCUCAGCCGCGGUGCCUGGCCGCCCGUCCUGCUUCAGACGCUUGCUGAAGCCAAGGCGGAGAGAAGGAGCUUUUUUCUCGGCGGCAGGCAGAGAGCUUGCCGUCUGGAUGGAUGCUGGGAAGAUCUUGGUGGGAAAACGGGGAGCUGACCGCUGGCCUUUGCUUAGGGCUGCCGGGACAUCGUCGUUUCUUCGCUGUCCAGUUCCCACCUGACUCGAGUUUUCUCAAGUACUGGCUGAUCUCAGAGCGCUUUUGCCAUCCUGAAAUCGCUUUACCUGGUGUCAUCCUGCACGCCGAAUGAUGGCAUUUCCUCCUUUUGCAGAGGAUUUCUAGGAAAUGUCAGGUGGAAAAAAGCACUCUGAAACACUUUGACCUUUAGGUGAAGCCCAGUAGAGCUCAGCCUGUUUGACUGGGGUUGCUGAUGCCUUUUAGAGGAAAUUUUGUUUUUUAAUGUUAAGCCAUGGCGUGCAGUAGAGAUCCAAGAGAGUGUCAACCCAACAAAGUGCCGAAAAGGAGAGCAUUUGGGAUAAUUAGGUCAUGCAGGUUCUGAUAGACCAAUUAGUGGAGUGACAGCAAGCACGGUCUAAUGUUUCUUUGCCCCUGAUACCAGGGAGAGCAAGUGCUUUGGGUUAUUAUUUCUUGGAGCAGAGUUUCAGCAUUGCUAACAUUUGUGUGUACCUAAGGGCUCCCUAAUAGUCUGCCUGCCUUAAGAUAGUUUCCUUACACCUAUGAAACGGCAUUUGCUGCACUUGAGUUACAUCAGUCAGUGUCCUGUGCAACUUCCAUGCCAUAAUUCCUUAGACUCUUUUUUUCUUUCUUGUCUGCCACUCCCAUUUUCCCAUUGAUGAGGAUUUAUUAAUAUUUUCUUUUUGCUUACUAGAAGUUGAGAAAGUAAUGUAUAGAGAGGUGGGGAAUUGUGUGGUUUUGUUUUGUUUUUUUUUUUUUUUUAUUUGUGGAGAUGGCAGUUUGGGGGAUUGGGUUUGGCUGUUUUACAAGAGACCUGCAAACAGACAGGUACUGUCUUUAUUUUUGUUAAUGUGUGAGAAGGAAAGGAAAACAAAGGCUUAAGUGUUUCCUGCUGUCUUCUGUUCCUCUUGGUGAUCUUGGAAGUAGUUUUCUGCAUGAAGAUGCACGAUCCCCUGUAUUAGAACACUUUAUGUGAAAAGUAGAAUACUGUUUCAAAACUGAAACUAAGGUGUUCCCUUGUUACAUCUGAUCCUCUAGAAGUUACGUGUACUAUACACCCAGAAUAAGCAAGCCUGGUCUGUCUCCAAGCUGAAAUGCAGCAUGUCGCUCAAGUUUCAGGGGUGCUCGAUUUGUUAGUUGCCUGGAAAAGGGAUACUAGCAAUUAACUUUUACCAUAAGUAUUUUCUUUUCCAGUAUUGCAGGAUGGUAAUACCACGUGCCACUGAAACAACCAGAGAAGUCUGCAACUUUGAAGAACCCACUUCCUCCAACAUCUCAGAUUCUGGGUCUUGGUGACCUUGCAAAAGAUCCUCCUGAAGUGCCAUCUGUGUGCUGCAGGAAGUGGAUCAAAGAGACUGAGUCAGUUUAUGACAGACUGGCAAAGCAAGGAGGCCGACCUGACCCGACGGAAGCAUUACACACCUGCGACAAUGAAGUCCUCUCCAGCAGCAUAUGCUGCACCUGACUGGUACUCGCACUGCUCCAAUCCCCCAGCGACUGAUGAGCCAUGGAGCUAUGUUUCCUCCCUGCCAGAUUAUAUGAUUCACAGAGAGUUUAAGGCUGAUGACCAUUAUGGUAAUAGUUAUGAGACAAGAAGAGUGCCUUUUGAUUUUGAUAUGGAAAGUGUUUGGCAGCGUGAUGCUGAGGACAAAGGAAACUCAGAGAAAAAGAAGGUAAAGCUCCCGGCUAUAAACCCUAAAUAUCCAAACAGAAUGCCGAAUGUUUCCACAAACAAGGAAUUUAGUGGGAAAAAUAAGCUUUCUUUCCCACCUAUGCCUGCUCAGAGAAAAAGUGAAGCAGUAAGAUUUAGCAAAUUAAUUAGCAAUGGUUAUGGGACUGACUGGUUUCAGCAGUAUCCUGGAUGGGGAAAAAAAGAUUCAAGAACCAUCAGAAAAUAGUGAGCAGUCCAAAGAUUCAGAGCCAUCAUAGUCUGAACCAGCACCUGCAAGCAACGAGUCAAAACCACCAUUUCAGGAUUGUAAUACGUAACUUAAAAGACUACUGGAAAAAGUAGAGCCCUAUAUGGCUUAUAUAGUUCACUAUUCCCAUGUGUGUUUGUCCUGGGUUGAGUGAGUGGUGGAGUUUUUUGGUGGCAGGGGAGGGGGCUAUAGGGGCAGCCCC
Molecule: messenger RNA, 3003 nt
Organism: Tyto alba (common barn owl)
Lineage: Eukaryota; Metazoa; Chordata; Aves; Strigiformes; Tytonidae
Gene: CUNH7orf57
Product: chromosome unknown C7orf57 homolog
Exons: 6
Coding region: 2250-2780 (176 amino acids)
Source: RefSeq, a predicted model, not a curated record